Messenger RNA from Motacilla alba alba, 2338 nucleotides. RefSeq names its product transmembrane protein with metallophosphoesterase domain (gene TMPPE). The record is from RefSeq and is a predicted model, not a curated record. The transcript is spliced from 2 exons. The coding region runs from base 228 to 1544 and encodes 438 amino acids. NCBI's taxonomy places the organism in Eukaryota, Metazoa, Chordata, Aves, Passeriformes, Motacillidae. Gene Ontology annotation, molecular function: hydrolase activity.
GAGGAGGAGGGAUGCCCGUCCUGCGCCGGCCGUUUCCCGGCGGAGCCGUCAGCUGACGCCGCCGUUUCCUGGCUGCCGCCCGCCAUGCUGCGGCUCCUGCUCCCGCUGGCCGCCCUGGCCGCGCUGCUCCGGGCGGCGGCUUUGUUGACCCAAGGCAUCCCUUCAUAACCACAUUAUUGACUUCUGGAGACUUCUGCAGAACAGAAGGGAACAGUCAGGAAGCAAAGAUGAUCUCCUUCAAGCAACUGCCCAUUGAAGCCAAGGCUGCAGUGGCUGCAGGAGUGGUUUUCUUCUCCAUGAUGCUAUCACGGAGUUACCUGGCAGAAAAACUCGAUUUCAGGACACGGCGCUGGCUUCUAAGGCUGCAAAUGGCACUGUUUGCUAAUACACUCAUGUUGAUGGGAUCUCUUCAUGUUUGGAGAAGCACAGUCACCACGUUCACCAGGUCUUCAGCUGCCAGCUCCUUUUGUUUCAUGCUGUGGAAAAUAGCUGUGUUCAUGUUUCUAGCUUUGGCUCAUUCAAGCUUCUUUACAUUGCUAUUUCUUGUUGCAGAAGAGCCCUAUUUCUUUUCUUUAGCUGCCUACACUUGCUUGGGGGCCUACAUUAUUCUCAUCUUUUUCCUCUUCACUCUGGGCUCUGUAGAGCAGGCUUACAAGUUCUUGGCUGGGAGAGGCGCUAAGGCAGGCACUGGCAACAAGAACAGAACAGCACUGAAACCAGUUCUGGCAGUCUUGCUGACUGUUGUGCUGACUGUUGUUGGGCUGUUAAAUGCUUCCCAGCCCCCUACUGUGAAUUCAGUGGAGAUUCCAGUUCACAAGCUGCCCUCAGCAAUGAAUAACCUGAAAGUGGUGUUGCUUUCAGAUAUCCAUCUGGGGCCUACAGUUGGGAAGACCAAGCUUGCCAUGAUAGUGAGAAUGGUUAAGGCUUUAAAACCAGAUAUCACCGUGAUUGUUGGGGACCUGUCUGAUGCUGAGGCAAAGAUCAUACGACCUGCUGUUGAGCCUCUUGGAGAACUUGAUUCUCCUUUGGGGACUUACUUUGUCACAGGAAACCAUGAGUACUACACCUCAGAUGUUAGCAACUGGUUCGAGCUGUUAAAAUCAUUUAACAUUCAGCCAUUGCAUAACGAGAAUGUGAAGAUUGUUUCACCAAAGAGCACUUCCGACUGGUUCUGCCUGGCCGGCGUGGAUGAUAUUGAAGCAGAUGUGUUGCGCUAUUCGGGACAUGGCAUGGAUUUGAAAAAAGCUCUCCGAGGUUGUAGCAGUGAGCAUGCAAUAGUGCUCUUAGCUCAUCAGCCAAUUGCUGCAAAGUGGGCCCUUCAGGAGAGACCAGACAUAAAUUUAAUUCUCUCUGGCCAUACUCAUGGAGGGCAGAUUUUCCCUCUAAAUGCUGGAGCUUAUCUUCUGAAUCCAUUCUUUGUUGGCUUGUACCAAGUUGGGCAGAAUACCUUCGUCUACGUCAGCCCAGGGACGAUGUACUAUGGAAUACCCAUGAGGCUGGGCAGCAGAGCUGAAAUAACAGAGAUUGUUCUGCGUUCUCCUUGAGGAGUUUCCAUUUGACAGACUUAUAUAUUUUUUUUUUUUUUGGCCAGUUUAUUGGCUCUUCUACUAUGAAAGCAAAUUAUUUUUCAGGGAAGCCAGAGAAGAUGUGUUGGGCUGAACUUCAGCAGGUUCUGUUAAGUUUGAGCAGAAAACACUAACUGUAUCUUGGGCCUAUGAAACAAAUUUGGGACAUGUUAAAUUACUGAAGUAAUUAUGUCUUUGAGUUCAUUAUUGUUGAGGUUCUGCAUUUGAAGAUAACACUGAUGUCACAGCAAUGAUGUGUGUCCUGUGCAUGUUUAGUAAUACCUGUGUCCUGCAGCUACUUCAUGUUCCACUUGGUGUCCAUCAGGCAGCUGCCUUAUCAAAUCUCAGGCAGGUGAAGUUCUGAGCUCGUGCAGUGAAGUCACUGAUGUGUGCUUUGCAGAAAGGCCUGCAAGAAUGUGCACUGAGUAUGGAAACUCUAGGAGGCUUAUGCUAGAGUUGUUAUGGGGAAGGAGGAGUUUAAUAGUUUAGAGUUGGUUUGGUUUUUUUUGAUUGAGACUGGAUGUUUUUAUCCUGCUAGCUGUCUGCAGCAUGCACCAGGGCUUCCAGUCCAUGCUUCUUACUAGUACUAUCAGUUGCCAGGCCUCAGUUCUAAAAUUCAGUUUCGUCCAGUUAAAAAGUUGUUGAAACUGACACCAAAAGGUGCAAGCAGCUGUCUUUCUCAGGCAUUUUCCCCAGAAUAGUUGGGCAUCCAGUAAUUGCUUACUGAAAAUAAUAGCUCUAAUAAAAGCAAAUGAGGAAAAUUCCAAAAUUAA